AUGGCCAUUUCCGACGGCGUCGUCUACUGGUACCUCCGCAACUGGGAGAAUGCGGUCGAAGUCCAGAUCUCGUUGCUCCUCUUUGUCGCCUUCCUCGGCGUGGUGGGCUGGGACAUCGUAAAGAGCCUCGUCUUCGACAUCCGCCUUGUCAUCACCACCUUCACCGGGCCACAUUGGCGCGACCCCGUCCGCAUCUUUUCCCGGUCGUGCUACUUUGCGUGCCGGGCUUCCGGAUUCAUCGGCAAUCUUCUGCCCGUCCUCUACAUCACCAUGACCCAUGGCGAGUGCGAGGGAUGGAGGUACGCUAUGCUGACCCCCUCGAUCAUCUGCAACUCCACCUUCAGCGCGGUGUUUGCGUGCCGCUGCUACGUCGUGUCGCGUCGGAACAAACGGUACGGCAUCUUCCUCCUGGCAUACCUGAUCGGGCUGUCUGCCUUCGGCGCCUACGUCUACCUCAACUUUGGCAAGCCGCUCAGAGUGCCCUUCACAAAGUGGUGCCUGUGGCUCGCGCCAACCAAGGGGUCCAAGUUUGUCAACCUCGACCACGUCUACAUCGCGUUGGCUUGCGUCUUUGAUCUCGUGAUCCUGCUGAUGACGCUGCACAGCCUGGUCGAGGGGGGCGUUGUGCACUUUUUCCUCAACAUCGGCACCUUUAUCCGCAACGCGUUUGGCAUCCGCCGCGCCUCUGAUCCAGAGCUGGGCUGGGGCGUGCUCAGCCGCCACCUCGUCGAGCAGGGAGUGGCGCUCUACGCCAUCUUUGAGCUGCUGCGCGUCAUCCUCAUCAUCGCGAUGCUCGUGAUGCCAGACUACAUCAUGCCCGUCUUCAUUCGCGCUGCGCUGCAAAACGGGUUGAACCCGGUCGUGGUACGGAUGUUGCUGCAAGGCCAGGCGCAGUACGUCAAGGCGUUGCCAGUGAGCAACCACGGCUCACACCCCGUCACGCCGCGGCCGGUCUCGAGCGGGUUUGGCGUGACCGGGUCUGGGUUCGAGAAGACGCUCGACGACAUGCCGAUGGCGAUGCGGGCGAUGCGGACGUCCGAGGCGCAGGUGUCGCGGCACGAGCAGCCCGACAAGGUCGUGGUGCACAAGGGAUCCGACGUCCAGAUCUCGGCCACGUCGUGGAUCAGCGCCGUCACCCUCGACGGGCGCGAGUGUUUGGCCCACAAUGGGUCGCACGGCGGCAGCGCCAAGAGCACCGGCCAGCAUAGCAACGGAGGCAUCGGCGGCUCGCCCGGUCGUCCCGAUAGCUGGGAGAGGGACGAUGAGGCAGACUCCUACGGUCGUCACCAACACCCGCACCACCAUCCACAUCAGCAUAACCCGUACGGCGUUCGUCCUUGA
This is a messenger RNA of Pseudozyma flocculosa PF-1, 1341 nucleotides long. RefSeq lists its product as uncharacterized. The coding region runs from base 1 to 1341 and encodes 446 amino acids. NCBI's taxonomy places the organism in Eukaryota, Fungi, Basidiomycota, Ustilaginomycetes, Ustilaginales, Ustilaginaceae. The record is from RefSeq and is a predicted model, not a curated record. The transcript has 9 exons.